Messenger RNA from Penaeus vannamei (Pacific white shrimp), 5264 nucleotides. The record is from RefSeq and is a predicted model, not a curated record. NCBI's taxonomy places the organism in Eukaryota, Metazoa, Arthropoda, Malacostraca, Decapoda, Penaeidae.
AUGACGUCACAAGAGCUACGUAAAGGCUUGCCAGAAUUGUUUGAGAAUUUACGUUGUCUCGGGGUUGGUGGUGCUAAUGUGGUGCACCAAACAACUGCUGCUGCUGUAGGGGCAGCAGCAGCUGCAGCUGCUGCAGCAGGAGCAACUCAAGGAUCUGGUCAGUUCCAGAGAUUAAAAGUUGAAGAUGCUCUUUCUUACUUAGAUCAGGUGAAGCUACGGUUCGGAAAGCAGCCCCAAGUUUACAAUGACUUCUUGGACAUUAUGAAGGAGUUCAAGUCUCAGUCCAUAGACACCCCAGGAGUCAUAGCCAGAGUCUCGCAGCUUUUCCGUGGUCAUCCAGAGCUCAUUGUCGGCUUCAACACCUUCUUACCGCCCGGCUACAUUGAGGUGCAAGGGAAUGAGCAGGUGAAGGUAAGCGUUAGUGUUCCAGGGCAACAGACAACAGUGGUUCAUACCCCUCAAGGCAUCCGUCAUCACAUCACCCCAACACACCAUCCACCUCCGCCGCCACCACAGCCUGUGACUGUCAAGCCGCCUCAUCAUCCGCAGCCGCCAAGAUCAGCGUUGACAUCUGGUGGUGUAACACCACACACAGGACCAAGUUUAGUUGGCACUCACAGUGUUCACAAUGUAGCAGGAAGUGGCAGUGGGGCUGGGGCGGUGGUGGUGGCAGCAGUGGCAGUGGAAUGGGGAGGAACAGCCAGUGUCAGUCAGGUAGCAAGCAGUGUUAGUGUUGGCAGCAGCACCCCCACAGGCACGAACUCCGGUAGCAGCUCUAAUGCCACCAGCAGCUCUGCAGGGGGUGCACAGCACUCCACCAACACAGCCCCCCAGCACCCCAGCCGGGAACCCCAGCCUCCCCCACCUCAUCAUCACCCCCAUCACCACCACCAGCCUCCAGCACAACCUGUGGAGUUCAACCAUGCCAUUAAUUACGUGAAUAAGAUUAAGUUGCGGUUUCAAGGCCAGCCUGACAUCUACAAGCAGUUCCUAGAAAUCCUUCACACUUAUCAGAAGGAGCAGAGACACAUUAAGGAUGGAGGAUCAAUUCCUGCCAGAACACUCACCGAAACGGAGGUCUAUGAGAAGGUUGCAAAGUUAUUUGAGAACCAAGAAGAUUUACUGCAAGAGUUUGGCCAGUUCCUACCCGAUGCAACCAACAACUCAGCUGCCCAAGCAGCUGUUUCUGACUUUAUGGACCAGUAUCGCACUCAUCAUGGGAGUAAUAAAAAUGUAAGCAAUGAUCAUACCUCAGUGAAGAAACCAAACCUAAAAAGCAGCUGUGGUAUGGGAUCUGGGAACAACAUGGUCAGUGGGCCCGGCAACCCCCCCAACAAAACGCCACCUUUGUUCAGCCAUCAGCUAAAAAGACCUCACCCAGGGCCAACACAAAGCCACUCCCAUGGCCACGCGCAUGCCCAGCCACCCGUUAAAACAAAAUUGGGUUAUCUCAAAGAUAUGAGUGCUGCAGAAGCUGGAAAACAUGCCACUCUAGCUGAGUAUGCCUUCUUUGACAAGGUACGGAAAGCGUUACGUCAUGAAGAGACGUAUCACAACUUCCUGAGGUGCAUCACUCUUUACAACGAGGAAAUCAUCACACGCGCUGAAUUGGUGCAGCUAGUCCACCCAUUCCUUGCAAAAUUCCCAGACCUGUUGAAGUGGUUCAAGGAUUUUGUAGGAUACCGUGAAGGAGCUCUAGGCAGCUCAGAUAUUAUCCCCUCAACUGUUGCCAAACAAGAAAGGAUUAGUGGUGAUCUGGCAAUGGAGAUCGAUUACACAACAUGCAAGAGACUGGGAGCCUCCUAUUGUGCUCUGCCAAAGUCGUCCCAGCCCAAGUGUUCAGGAAGAACAGGUCUCUGUAAAGAAGUUCUUAAUGAUACCUGGGUUUCCUUCCCCUCUUGGUCAGAGGAUUCCACCUUUGUUACCUCACGGAAAACUCAGUACGAAGAGUACAUUUACCGUUGUGAGGAUGAGAGAUUUGAGUUGGAUGUUGUGCUAGAGACCAAUUUGGCAACGAUGCGCGUGUUAGAGGGAGUACACAAGAAGCUUCAGAGGAUGAGUCCAGAAGAGGCUGCAAGAUUUCGGUUAGAUGAUUCCCUCGGGGGCAACUCUCCAACAAUACACCAGAGAGCCAUCAGGCGAAUAUAUGGUGACAAAGCUCCUGACAUUAUUGAUGGAUUGAAAAAGAAUCCAGUUGUUGCAGUGCCUUUGGUCUUAAGAAGAUUAAAAGCAAAGGAUGAAGAAUGGAGGGAAGCACAAAAAGGCUUUAACAAAAUUUGGAGAGAACAGAAUGAGAAAUACUACCUAAAAUCACUUGAUCAUCAGGGUAUCACUUUCAAGCAAACAGACAUCAAGACAAUAAGAUCCAAAAGUCUUCUAAAUGACAUCGAAACUUUGUUUGAUGAGCGGCAUGAGCAGCAGGAGGACAGUGGUGAGGUGAUCACUGGCCCCCACAUGGUGCUCCAUUAUACUGACAAGUCAAUCUUGGAUGAUGCAGCCAACUUGGUGAUUCACCAUGUGAAGAGACAGACCACUUACCAUAAGGAGGACAAGCUUAAGAUUAAGCAGAUAGUCAGACACUUUUUGCCAGACCUCUUGUUCCACACAAGGCAGGAAAUGUCUGACGAUGAGAAGGACAUGGAAGAUGAAGAAGAGGAAGAGGAAGACAACAAGAGUGAUGGAAAGUGUGAAAAUACAGGCCGCCGAGAUCUGCGAGAACGAGAGUGCAAACAAACCUCUUCCACCUCAUGUGCCACCACUAACAAUAAUUCCAAUAAGAGAAAAAGUAGAAGUAGAGGGACAGAUCCAGAAAAAGAAGGAGACACAAAAAGUGUGAGAGAAAGUGGGAAUAAUAACAAUAACACAUCAAGGAGGAGCUGGGACCACGGACGUAAUGGAAACCCUCAGUCGGAUGACGAGUACAGAUUAUUCAUGUGCAACAACAACUGGUACCUGUUCCUCCGCUUACACCAAAUUCUCUGCUGCCGUCUUACCACUAUGUACGAACAUGCAGUGCGAAUAGCUGCUGAAGAAGCUAAGGAUAGGAAAGACCGUAAAGAAGCUACUGCUGUCGCCCUCAGACUCAAACCCAAAAAUGAGAUUGCUGUUGAAGAUUACUACCCUGCCUUACUGGACAUGAUCAAGAAUGUCCUUGAUGGUAAUUUGGAACCAACAGCGUAUGAAGAUACUUUGAGGGAGAUGUUCGGAAUCCAUGCGUACACAGGCUUCACCAUGGAUAAAGUGGUUACUAGUGCUGUAAGGCAGUUACAACACCUGGUGUGUGACGACCCCCCAGUCCAGUGCACCGCCAUGUACCUGAGUGAGGCAAAGAAAGGUGCUGCUGGCGGACCUUUAGCCUCUGCACACAGACGGCUCGCAGCAGAACAGGCCUAUCAGAAGAAGUCAGAGCGCUUAUUACAAGAUGAGAAUUGCUUCAAAAUUUACACUUACAAAAGAAAUUGUAGAAUGACAAUAGAACUGAUAGACACGGAGAUUGAGGAGGAGAAUGACAGUGGAGGCAGCGCAGGCUCAGCAGUUAGUCAUAACACCACAGUUCCUUCCUCUACAAUUCCACCUUGUGCUGAGGUGGAAAGAUGGAGUGCCUAUGUUGAAAAAUAUGUUUCUUCCGUCGCACCUCAGAUGUCUCCUGCCAUGCAGGCUCAGCUCUCCAGAAAACCAGUAUUUCUCCCACGUAAUCUUCGAUCUUGGAGAAAACUGACAGCAGCAAGACAGACCAAUCAGGAAGUAGAAAAGGAUAGCUGUGCUGAAGAUGUAAAACCUCCUGUGUGUCCUGAUAUGGAUAUUGUGGACAACACUCAGUGCAAGUUCAACCUCUCCUCCUUCAAAAUGGUAUUUGUAGUGAACAGUGAUUCCUACAUGUACAAGAAGCAAGCACUCAAGAGAGCAAAACAGAGUCAUGAACACGUUAGUCGAAGGAUGCGCAGUGGCCUUGUUUCCUGGCACAGUGAUUGGUGCACAAGACAUGUAUCAGAAGCAGAUCAACGAGCUGCUACUGACUGGUUCCUGGGGCACACAGAUGGGUUGCGGCCAAAUUGCACGAGAGUAGUGCGCAUUGACGAUCCUUCCCGACCCCCAUUUGCACCCUACAACAAGUACAAGUGUGAACUGGAAGAGAGUGGUGGGUCAUAACAUGUGGUGUUCACCUCACCGCCUCACUCAGCCAUUGUCAGACUGAUUAAAAGGGCGGGCAGAAUGAGUGUCAGUGGAGGAUCAAAAUCCCACACUGUGAGCUGUGACUUUUAACUUUGCUCUAAGAGCAAAGGUGUGUGGACGUCACCUCAAAGUACAAGAUUGUAGCAGGGAUGGUGGUGUGUGGACCGCAAGUCGCAGCACGGAGGCAAGGAGUGGUGUUGGGGUGGGAAGAGACAGAUUGAAUAAUACACUGUCUCAGGUUGCAAUGAAGUGUUGAGCAUGUGUUCUGUAUAUUAUGCAUCAUAAUGCAUCAGUUAUUAUGAGUGAUUCCUGUGGAAGUUGCAAGACUGGAGAAGACCAAAACAUUUCGAGUUAUGAUGCAGAAAAAAGAAAAAAAGUAAAAAAUAAAAGAAAAAAAUCAAUUGAUGUGCCUCACGAAUGCCUGUCAGUACAAUGUAGUAUUAAAAUGUAAAUGCGAGCUGCAGCAUUGAAGCAUCCCAGUGACAAGAAUCUGCCCUCAAGGGACUGCCCCAUUCACCAUCCGUUGCACUGCAUGGUCUCCACAGCACAAACUUGCUACUAAAUUUUGCAACAACUCCUUUCUAAUGUACUGUUGCUGGGACCGAGAGAGUGGACUCCUGAGUGAGCCAGUUGUACAAGUGAAUGAUAAUUAUAAUUUAUAGUUGUACAGAUGAUCUGAUAAUGUUUUUGUUAAUAAUGAUGUUUCCUUGUAUAAGACGGGAUUGAGGGGAGAUGUGGGUGGCAGUGGCAAAUUGUUGUGGGCUCUUCACAGGCCAAAUGAUUUUCCUUGAGCUGAAUAGGAAAUAACUAUUAAUUGGUUAUUUAUUACCAGAUAUAUAUAUAUAUACAGUGUAUAUAUAUAAAUAUAUAUGUAAUCAGGGAUAUGAAUUAUCAGUGGCUUCUUGGCAGCCAUAGUAAUUCAAUGAGAUAAAGUCAAGAGGCAAGAAGUUAUACAUAAAUGUGUAAAGUAUUUUAUAAGUAUUCUACAGCUUCCUUCCCACACCACACACAUCUAAAGUUACAGAACACAUGUACACAAGCAUAUUUUCAUAUUCUACGGUUCUAUAAAGAAACAGUAUUCAGAAACUUUA